AUGACAUCGCCAAAGGCAAAAUUGAAACCAAAGGGUAAAGCUCCAGCUUCAAUCUCUCAUCUUGCAGCUGAACCAAUCGGUGCUUCUUCUUCAACACCUACAGGAACAAUGUCAUCAACCAAUAAAUCAACCAAAAUAAAGCUUCAGUUCAAGGACAAGAACUUUGCCUUGCGUAACCCUUCCGAAGGUGCACCAGUCGGUGCUUCUUCGUCUACACCGACAGGAAUAAUGUCAUCAACCAAUAAAUCAACCAAAAUCAAGCCUCAGAUCAAGAACACUACCUCUCGCCCUUCUUUGACAGGGGUACCAAAAGAUCGGCGUGUCCAAGAGCGUAAUCCGUCUAGAUCUUAUAAAACCCAAACGGAGACACUAAUGAAAACGGAGCUCCAGGCUCACGAGAACGAGUCUGCUGCCUCAAAAACUUCUGAUGGAUAUGCAGCCCACGACAAUUCUUCUCCUUCUACUGUGGUUCAUACAGACGAAAUACCAGUAGAAGUACCAUCGUUGGAAAACCCCUUGGAGCUGCUUCCCCUCGCCAAGCUUAGAUCACGGGCCGAAGCUGCAACAGCCAAGGCUUCUCCUUCGGUCCAAACAGGAAAAACGCCAUCAACAAAGCCAUCGAAGGUAGUAAUCUUGAAGCUCCCCCCCGCCAAGCUUGCUGCACUUUCCACUUCUACACAAGCUGUACCGAGUGGACCUUCUUCGAAGGUCACCUCUUCUUCCUCAAACCUUGCUUCCUCUACAAUCGAGGCACCUCCUCUGCCCAUCGCCGCCGAUCCAAACGUUACUUAUUCAAGUAGGGGAAGAAUGAUAAUCAAGUCGCAGAAGGCAAGAGAACAGGGUUCCGGAAACAAUGCAGUCGCGCAGAGUUCAGUCGCACAGAGUUCAGUCGCCCAGAAUUCAGUCGCCCAGAAUGCAGGGCAAAAGCGAAAGGCUAAUGAAGCUGCUACCUCCUCGAAGAAGCGAGUUAAGUUCGCGGAUACCGAAGACCACGAGUCGGCAGACACCACUCCAACACACAGGGUUACGGUGGCUCGACGAACAAUUAUCAAGAUUGGAACACGCUCUCCACUUCUACGAAGCAAGGCUCGAGCGGAAGCAGUACUUGAAGCAUUGAAAGAAGCUCGAAGCCGGGCUCAUUUGUUAGCAUGGCAAGAAGAGGAAGAAGAAAGGAACCGUCAUGCAAGAGCAAAGAUGGGAAAUCUUGUCCGGGACUGGUUGGCUCUCGAGGCACAGAGAGAUCUCGAAGCCGAACAAGCAAAUACGGGAGCUCUUUAG
Messenger RNA from Botrytis byssoidea, 1278 nucleotides. RefSeq lists its product as uncharacterized. Lineage: Eukaryota; Fungi; Ascomycota; Leotiomycetes; Helotiales; Sclerotiniaceae. The transcript has a single exon. The record is from RefSeq and is a predicted model, not a curated record. The coding region runs from base 1 to 1278 and encodes 425 amino acids.